Molecule: messenger RNA, 2199 nt
Organism: Acanthaster planci (crown-of-thorns starfish)
Lineage: Eukaryota; Metazoa; Echinodermata; Asteroidea; Valvatida; Acanthasteridae
Product: sodium/calcium exchanger 2-like
Biological process (GO): sodium ion transmembrane transport; cell communication; calcium ion import across plasma membrane
Cellular component (GO): axon; postsynapse; sarcolemma
Molecular function (GO): calcium:sodium antiporter activity
Source: RefSeq, a predicted model, not a curated record
GCAUCCAGUUACUCCGUCCUGGAGAGUGCCGGCAAACUGGAUGUCGAGGUGCUGUUCCACAGAACCAUUCCGAAGAAUGGUGGGGCAUUAAUGGAAAAUGGAAAAGCCUCCACGUAUGAGGUACCAAGACGAAAACAGCAAGAAAGAGGAGGAUGGCUACAUCAACUCGGUCGUCAGCAUAGCCUAUGAGACAAGAGAAGGAACAGCCAAAUAUGAAACUGAAUUCCAAUACACACAAGGAGUCUUGGUCUUUCAAGAGACGGAGUGGCGUAAAACCAUCUCCAUUCCCAUCAUCAAUGACAACCAGUAUGAAAGCAACAUGGAUUUCUACAUCAUCCUGAAGAACCCGGAUGGAGGAGGGGCGCUGGGAGACCCCAGCCUGACCCGGGUCACAAUCAUCGAUGAUGACGUUCCUGGUGAGUUUUCAUUUGACAGUCCCACCUACACUGCCAACUUAGAGAAGGGAAUUGUGACGGCCACCGUGCUGAGAUCGAAUGGCUCAGAUGGGAUAGUCUCGAUCCAGUAUGCAACAGUAGAUGGCUCAGCCCGCGGUGGGCCGGACGUCAAUCCUGCAGACUACCGGUCGACCUCAGGGACUCUCCUUUUUGAGCACGGAGAAACCAGCAAGCACUUAGAAAUUGAAGUCAACAGAAACACCAAGGAGCCAAAGAACUUUGUGAUUACAUUAAGGAACCCAAGCUUAGGAGCUAAACUCGGAGAACACAGCGCUGCAGUGGCCAAUCUAGUGCUUGAUGACAUCACGGAGCGACUGGCCACUCUCUUGGCUGAAAACGAGGAAGAAGAGGAAGAAACAUGGCUCGACCAAAUCAAAAGUGCAAUGACUGUAGGAGGAGACAAGGACGAGCAAGGAAACGAGAUUCCACCAGCCAAGGUUGACUAUCUCUUUCACUUCAUCACGUUCCUCUGGAAAGUCAUAUUUUCACUCAUCCCACCAAGGAGCGUCUGGGGUGGUUGGCCAGCAUUUUGGUUGUCUCUUUGUUUCAUUGGUGUGUUAAGUGCAAUAGUGGAACAGCUUGCUUCACUGUUUGGCUGUGUCCUGUAUGUUAAAGCAGCAGUGGCUGGUAUCACCAUCAUUGCACUGGGGACCAGUGUACCCGACACCUUCGCCAGUCGCACGGCAGCCAUUCAUGAUCAGUUUGCCGAUGCUGCAAUUGGAAAUAUCACAGGCAGCAACAGCGUGAACGUGUUCCUUGGUCUUGGUAUUCCUUGGAUCAUUAGUGUCAUGUACAACCUAACCACCAAAAGAGGUCCACUCAGGAUAGAGCAGGGAAACCUCUUCAUGUCGGUACUCCUUUUCACCGGUAUUGGGAGUGUCUGCAUCUUAAUACUCAUCCUGAGGAGAAAGCUUUUCGGUGGAGAGUUAGGAGGGCGUAAGGUGACAAAGCAUCUCUCAGGAGUGCUCUUAGCAGUGCUGUGGCUAGUGUACAUCACAAUCCUGUGCCUAAAGGCUUACUUGGUGAUAUAGAGAGGUGUUACUAUAGCAACUGAUCCAUUCCUCCUCGUGGGCUGCUGUUAUUCUGUGGCAGCUGAGAGCCAGAAGUGUGAAGAUGCUUGGCUAAUGAAAGCACCGUAACCCACAUUUUGCUCUUUUGUUUUUCAAUGGACGAAGUCCCGGUUGUGUGAGAUGUUCUCAUUGGAUGAUUUCUUGGAAUACUGGCUACAUAUAUUCAUGAGUUCAAUAUAGAGAUCAGAAAUAUUGCGAUUCCGAGAGAUGGCUUCAGGAUUUCCAGGAAUCAGUGUUUAUAGAACCAAGGAAGUUCAAAAGGGCUUGCUGAUGGGUAAUGUACUGCGGAGGUAAACAGCUAGGUAGUAUUUUACUAAGAGUAAAUAUUGAUCAACAUCUUUGGCUCAUACCAUAUAUAGUUAAUGUUCAAGCUAUUCAUCAAUGAUUAGGUUUAACUACUUAAGAGGCAGCCGUGUAAUCAAAGUGGCCCAAGUCAUGAAGCCCCUCCCACAGGAAAUUUUAACCAAAUCACAGCUGAGAGUGCACAACCUCGACAAAAGUCUGGCACAAGCAUUGGCACAAAAACAUGUGUUAUAAGCCUUUUGCUAGUUAAAUUUGAAUAAAAUCUGGUACAAGGCUGAGUUAUCUGUUUACCCACAAACAUACCAAUAUGAGUUUCCCAGACUAAAGACACUGUUGCUAUAGCUCAUGAUUCAGGGCAAGCUUUGCAUAGU